Molecule: messenger RNA, 1066 nt
Organism: Spinacia oleracea (spinach)
Lineage: Eukaryota; Viridiplantae; Streptophyta; Magnoliopsida; Caryophyllales; Amaranthaceae
Product: delta(7)-sterol-C5(6)-desaturase-like
Exons: 3
Coding region: 87-917 (276 amino acids)
Biological process (GO): lipid biosynthetic process
Molecular function (GO): oxidoreductase activity; iron ion binding
Source: RefSeq, a predicted model, not a curated record
CUUAAAUACAUUGUACCCUACGAAAAAAAGAAAAACAAAUUAAAUAUAACCUAAAUGGCUAAAUAUAUAGUACAUUUAUCUACUCCAUGAAAACUAGACAAUUAACAAAAAUGGAGGAAUAUAUGAAAAUGUUUCUAGAGGAGACGAGUUUUUAUAACGAAAUCGUGCUACCCAAAACGCUAACAUCUUUUUUGCCUCAUUUCUUGAGUUCUUGGCUUCGAACGACGCUUUGUGCUUUUGUGAUCUAUCCAUUAACGGCGUUUUUCUGCCUCAAUUUUUGGAAACGCUAUGCUUCUUCCUCUAAAGAAACAAUGCCUUCAAAAAGAGCAAUGGUAUCUCAAGCAAUAGGGGCAUUGACAUCGAUUCCAGUUAGCACAUUGUUUUCAACAGGGUUCGAGUGGAUGGCUGAGAAUGGAUGGACGAGAUGUUACCCUCGAAUUAGCAAUGUGGGUUGGAUUAGUUAUGUGUCAUACACACUUGUAUAUCUUGUUGUUGUGGAAUUUGGGAUUUAUUGGGCUCAUAGACUAAUGCAUGAGAUCAAGCCAAUUUACAAGUAUAUUCAUUCACCUCAUCAUCGUUAUAGUAAGGAGGUCAUGCUUUCUCCUUUUGCAGGUUGGUCGGGACACCCGUUGGAUGGAGCGUUACAAGAAACCCCGUACGGUAUAAUACUAAUGGCUCUGCCUAUCCAUUUCACAACAUUCUUGGCGCUUUUCCUUAUUGAAGCAGUAUGGGGUGUUAUCAUACAUGACAGAAGCGACGCAAAAGGUUGGCCAAUCAUGGGUUCAAAUUAUCAUACGGUUCACCAUACUUCAGGCCAUCACAAUUAUGGCAAUUAUACAAUUUUGAUGGAUUGGUUAUUUGGGACUCUUCGUCACCCUAAGGAGAAGGAUACUUCUAAUGUUCAAAAACUUCAAUGAAUAAACUCCAUGAUCAGGAAAUCGAUCUUUAAUUUGGAAUUUUUUGUUAUUAUAUUGGUUGAUAUUAAUGUACUUUGUAGUUUUAAAACAAUGUGGAUUGAAAUUGAAUUGUUACUAUGUUGAUAUUACAUUAUUUAUUCCGUGUUAAA